UGCGUGUUCAACACGGAGAGCUCUGCAGGGACAAUAUAUUUUGAGUGUGCCUUACUGUCAGCUCUCGCCUUCCCAGCUUCGCUGCCGUGUGGCUCUGCACAGCCGCCCCGAGCCCAGCCUGCUCUGGCCAGCCCUUCCUCUGGGAUCCCUGCAUUUCCACACCGCUUCUGCCCUUGCCUUCGCUGCCCACUCCUCGCUGCAUUUUAACCUCUCUUCCUCCUCUCCUCUUCCCCGCGUUUGCUCCCCUCUGCCUAUCGUUUUAUCGCCAUAUAAACCUCGGCAAUCCCAAGUUGCGGGCCAAACUUCCCUGCCCCGGGAAGGAGACCCGGGAUCCGGCCAGGCCUGGCAGCGCGGGGGCAGCUCGGGGUGCUGCCCACCUCCCGCAGGAGCAUCAGCGCCUCCAGGAGCUCCCCCCUUCAACAGGUUUUGGAGGCUUGUUUUGCACACUGACACCAUGGCACCGAGGCUCCCGGGAAUGGGGCCCUUCUCCCUCCUCAGCCUUGGAUUCCUGCUCCUGGUUCUGGCUCUCCCUGCUGAUGCUGGGCUGUCUCAGAAGCACGUCUCAGACGUGGUGGAUGACAGCAAGGACAACAUCACCAUUUUCACACGCAUCCUGGACCGGCUCCUGGACGGAUACGACAACCGCCUGAGGCCCGGGCUCGGAGACAGUGUAACCGAAGUCAAGACAGACAUUUACGUGACGAGUUUCGGCCCUGUCUCGGACACAGACAUGGAAUACACCAUCGACGUCUUUUUCCGGCAGUCCUGGAGAGAUGAAAGGCUGAAGUUUGAUGGUCCCAUGAAAAUCCUUCCCCUGAACAACCUGCUGGCCAGUAAGAUCUGGACUCCUGACACUUUCUUCCACAACGGGAAGAAGUCUGUUGCCCACAACAUGACAACCCCCAACAAGCUGCUGCGCCUGGUGGACAACGGCACCCUCCUGUACACCAUGAGGCUGACCAUCCACGCAGAGUGCCCCAUGCACCUGGAGGACUUCCCGAUGGACGUGCACGCCUGCCCCCUGAAAUUUGGGAGCUAUGCCUACACAAAGACAGAGGUGAUCUACACCUGGACCCUGGGGAAGGAUAAAUCUGUGGAAGUAGCCAAGGGUGGAUCUCGCCUGAACCAGUAUGACCUGCUGGGCCAUGUGGUUGGGACAGAGAUGGUUCGAUCCAGCACAGGGGAAUACGUCGUCAUGACCACUCACUUCCACCUCAAGAGGAAGAUCGGGUACUUUGUGAUCCAGACCUACCUGCCCUGCAUCAUGACUGUCAUCCUGUCCCAGGUCUCCUUCUGGCUCAACAGGGAGUCCGUCCCUGCCCGCACGGUUUUUGGUGUCACCACGGUGCUCACCAUGACCACACUAAGCAUCAGCGCCAGAAACUCGUUACCCAAAGUGGCGUACGCGACGGCCAUGGACUGGUUCAUAGCCGUCUGUUAUGCCUUUGUGUUUUCUGCGCUGAUCGAGUUCGCCACCGUCAACUACUUCACCAAGCGCAGCUGGGCCUGGGAUGGCAAGAAGGUGCUGGAGGCCCAGGAGAUGAAGAAAAAAGAGCCGGUGGCGCUGGCCAAGAAAACCAACAACACCUACAACAUCGUGGGCACCACCUACGCCCUGAACAUGGCCAAGGAGCCCGGCCUGCCCACCAUCUCCAAGAGUGCUGCUGUCACUGCCACGGCCACCAGCGUGCCCCCCAAGAUGCCCCGGCUGGAGGAGAAGCUCCCCGAGAGCAAGAAGACCUACAACAGCGUCAGCAAGGUAGACAAGAUGUCCCGCAUCGUCUUCCCAGUCCUCUUUGCCAUUUUCAACUUGGUCUACUGGGCCACCUAUGUGAACCGGGAGUCAGCUAUCAAGGGAAUGAUCCCCAAACAAUAGAACCGGUCACACAAACCUUCCAUCAGUCAGCAUCAUCCCAGCAGGAAUUCUCCAGGGCUUUCUUCUUUUCUGGUUUUGUUUAAUUAUUAUUGUUCAGUUUACACUAUUAUUAUUAUUAUUAUGUCUUUUAUAAUGUAAACAAAACUGUGAUUUUAAUUUAAUCCCACCUAUAUUUUGGUUUCUUUUACUUUGAUGAUGAAAGCUACAAAAAAAAAAAAAAGAAGGGAUCAUAACAAGUUGUGCCUCUAACAUCUUAAGUCUGCUGUCACCCAUCUGAGCAGGUCAUUCUGUGCUGCCAUCUCUCCUCUGCCACCUCCUGUGGUCCCCGUGGUCUUCAUGCCUCUGUCAUUUCAUGCUGUCCCCAGGGGCUGCUGCUCUGGGGCUCCUCCUCCUCUGUAUGGGCUGCCCUAGCACGGUGGAUGCUCCUGGACACCUGCACUGUGUCAGUCACUCAGCCGGGCUCCUCUUCAGUGCCUGGCACUGUGAGCUGGGUCCUGCACCUGAGCUGGUCACCUGCAGGGCCAAGGGGGCAGCCUGGCAUGGCCCAGAGCCUGCUGGGGCAAACCUAGCACUGCUGUAGUCCCCAGAGCCAUUGCAGCAUCUUGGAGAUAUUGCAGGUCUCCUUCCUCUCUGUCUUCACCAAACCCAGCUGGUUCUGUCUCUCUGGACGAGAGCGGUGGGAAAGGUCCUGUGUGGCUGGCACGCUGCACUCUUGGGGCAGUUCAUGUUAGCAGAAGUGUGGCUCCCACCAGAGAAAUCGUUUUUCUCAGCAUCAGUCAGGAAGUCCAGGCAGAAGCUUUACAAAGCCUGGGAGGAGAUGGCAGCUGUGAGGCUGCACACACUCAGCCUGAGGACUGGAAAACGCAGAAUUCCUGUUCAGAUGGAUGGUCCAGCACUUUCUCUUAUGCCCCCAUCCACUUAUCCUUCGUAGCAGAUCCUCUCUGUCCCAGCCACUUCUUCCAUCCUCCCCUUCAUCCUCCUCUGGCUGCUCAGCAGCCCCCGUUGGUGUCUCAGUGCUCACACGAGGGUUUAGGCAGGGAGGCUCCCUCCUCUGGGGUAAGCCAGGCUGAUGGGGAGGACACAGCCUGGGGAAGUCCAGCUCGUGGUUCAUCCCUGCUCCAGUGCAGGAUGUUCCUGUGGGACCUGCCAUGGGGAUGAGGCAGGGGACAGGUGUCCCCCAAGCCUCUCCCUGCCCCUGGUGAGCUGUUGCAUCCUCAGCACCAGGGGAAAACUGCUCUGGGGAAGAGCAGGGUGACACAGGGUCCCACAGAGCCAUGUGAGCCAGGUGCCAUCCCACAAAGCCACUGAGGCAAGACCCAGUCUAACACUGCACCCUCUUCCAAGGAAAGCCCUCCAGUGCCUUGGAGAUGGGCUUUUUCUCCCUUCCUGAUGGCCACAGAGGACACAAAGCAGUGUUUGUCCCUUUCCCAGCAGCAGCACAAAGCGGUGACAUCCAAGCCAUCCAUCCCUGGAUCCACGGGCACCCUGUCCUCCUGCAAGGAGGGACAUCCUGUGCCUGAUGAUUCCUUGGGGUAGCUCAGUCCUGCUGCCACAGAGGGGGGCACCCUCUCUUUCUUAGCCUCCCUCUGAGCCCCUGGCUGCCCCCCCAGGGCUGCCCCCAGCCUGUUUUGGGCUCAUGCAGCCAAGCCAAGGCCCCAGCACCCCCGGGGUGAUGCCUUCAGCAUCCCUUUGAGCCACUGUGCCAGGCUUAGCUCCCCCCUGCCCGUGCAGGAGCAGGGCUGAGCACAAGGCACAGGAUUUGCCCCACCUGGAAUAUCCAUGGGGGUGCCAGGAUGGAGUGAGGAAGCCCAGGACCCUUUGUCCUGCAGCGUGGGUGGCACUGCUGCAUGUCCUGCCUGUCCCUCACCAAUCUCACUGGCUCAGCAGGGGUGCAGUCACUCCCCCUGCCCACAGCUGAGAUUUUUGGAGAGUUUGCAGAUGUUUAGCCCAAUCCCAGGGUGUUGAGUCCACAGUCACAUCCACAUGGCUGGCAACAUCGGGAAGGGGGAACCAAACCCCCACCAGCUGCUGCUAAGGAAACCAGCUCUGUCCUCAUCCUCUCUCACAGCAUCUGCACCCCAAACCCUGUCAUUUCUACAGUGCCUUUCAUCCCCGAGGGCUCCCUGGUGGGUGGGAAGACCCAGGAGCUCUCCCUCUGUGCUGCAGCAUCAGGGUGGAGGAGCAGAGGGGAGGGUGCAGCAUCUCCACCCCUUCUGCUGGGCAGGGAGGGCAUCCUGGCUCCUUUGGCACCUGGUUCUGCCUGUUGGACCUCCUGCUGCUGCUGCAGCCACCCCACUGUGACAUCCCAGCUGCCCCAUCACUGCCUCGACGUGUCCCCAAGCCCCCGGGGCACCCCUACAUUCCCUCAGCAGUGAUUCCCUUCCUGCCACCCCUCUGCUCCCUGGGCUCUCCAGAGGGAAGGGCUGCAGCUGCCUGUUUUGGAAACCUUUUCUUAAAUGAGCUAGAUGAAGAGUGUCUCAUAAAACAUUCAUGUCACUCAUCAUACUCAGGCCUAAGUGAAUGGCAUAGAAACCCCACAGCAAGCAAAACCAACACAAUAAAAUGGUCACAAAGAGUAUGUUGUGUUUACUAAUGGAAUUACAGCAAGUUUAAGCACUGCACCCAGUGACUUAGCUGACUUAGCUGGCCCUGCUGGUUUCCUCUGCUAGCCUGGGAAUUCCCAAAAAUCCCUUUUACUGUCUGUCAGUGCCUGCUUUGUAGAGCUCUCCAUAAAUCAUCAGAUCUUGCCAUCAGCCUCUCAGCUGCCCAAGCACCCUGGGGCUGCCUUUGCUGCCUGCCCAGGCCAGGUGGGCUCAGUGCUGUGGGGUGAUGCUCACGAGAGGGUCUGGGCCUCCCUGAAGUGCUGGACACAGCAUUGGGGCAGCUCCUGAGCCUCCUUCCUCCCUUCACACAGCCUCAAGCUGCGCCAAGGGAAAUAUAGGUUGAGUAUUAGGAAGAAGAUUUUUACAGAAAGGGUGAUAAAGUAUUGGAAUGGUCUGCCCAGGGAGGUGGUGGAGUCACCAUCCCUGUUUAAACAAAGACUGGAUGUGGCACUCAUGGUUUAGCUGAGGUGUUAGGGAUGGGUUGGACUCGAUGAUCCUGGAGGUCUCUUCCAACCUGGUGAUUCUGUGAUUCUGUGAUUCCUGCGGUGAUCCCAUCCCUCUGGCUGAGCAGGGUGGAUUCCUGCCUGCCCCUCCCCUCUUGUCCCUCCCCAGGACGCCGCCCACUGCCCUGCCUUGCCCCUGACACCCAUCUGCUGGCUCUUCCAAAAUCGUUGCCUGACAAAGGCUGCCUUCCUGUGCCUGUGUGAGCACGCCUCGAAAGCCAAGUCUAUUCCCAACCAAAGCCUGGCAUGGGCUCUGAGUCUUUUUGCCAGCUGGAAGCAGAAAUACCGGCAUCCUUUGGUUAAAGACAACAAACCAAACAGGAUUUCUACUUUGGCUUCCAAGCAGGAAAGCAUUUUGGGAAGAUAGUUAUAAAUAAGUGGUUUAACAGCUCCUGCCAGCAGACAUCACAGAGAAGAUAAUGUUCUUUUUUUGUAAAACUGUCAGUGACUCAAAUUGGGAUUUUUCCUUCCCAGUUAACAUGAGGCUGUUGAUGGGGGCUUCUUCUAAAUGCAUGCCAGGCCAGAGCUAAUCUAGCACCAAUUACUGGAGUUUUAGGCUUGCUAUGAUAGCAUAUAAGGGUUCCAUUUUUAUAUGAUCUGUAUAGAAAUUUAUCUGUGUAUGAGCACUGAUAAUCUAAUCCACUGCUGUGCAGAGAGUGGGCACUGUGAACAUCAAGACUCCAGUAUUUCUUUUCUUCUGGCAAGGCCCAAACUUCCCUGACUCGAUGAGAAUCUCCCAUGCAGGAACUGGAAGUCUUUGAGGGUGAUCAGAGUGAUCUGGUGGUCUGCAGUCUUGUUUUGCAGCUCACACACAGUGCAGUCCCAGCCUGCAGCUGCAUUCCUGCUGGAAAUGUCACUUUGGCAUGGGUAGCUCACCCCUUCCCUCUUCUCAAAUUGCUCAUGGGCAGCAGAGAGCUCAGCCUGGGGAGGCAGGGACAGCCCCUCUGGGGUCCCUCAGCAGGCAGGGACAGCAGCUCAUGGUCACUGAGGGCUCCCCUUCAGUGUCAGUACAGAGAACAUCCCUGUGGGGUGACAAGAGAGGGCAGAGCGGGUCCCUCAGUGCCACCUGCUCUCCCAAGGGCUGAUGAAGUGACCCUCACAGAACGUCUUGAAAGCUCCUCAAACAUCACCCAGCAGGGCUGGGACACUGAGGACAGAGCUUCCCUGCUCUGCUUUGUGCACCCAGCUCAGCCUAAGCACAGCUGCCUGCACAGUCCUGACCCCUGCCAGCUCAGUGGCACUGGCAGGGCUCUGGUUUGUUUGCUGCAGGACCCCUCUGUGCAAGCAGACCCCAGGCUUGCUGUUCCCAGGCACAAGAUUGUCCCAGCCUGUCCCUGCUGGCCCAUCCUAUGGCAUCCAUUUCUCAUCCUUGAUUUCUUGUCCGUGUCUUGGAUUCCUUUCAGCCGUCCCUUGGGGAGGAUUCCAUCCCUUCCCAGGACAGGGUUUCUCCUGUUGCAGGUCACCUCUCCCAGGAAGAGCCUCUGUUCUGCUGAGAACCUCUCUGAGACUUUCAGGAACCUGGAGCUGCUGCCUCUCCCAGGGGAUGCAGGAGGGUUCUGCAGCACACAGGGUGCUCUCCCAGCAGGUUUUCCCUGGGAAGGGUUUGUCAAGGAUGUGCUGGUGCCCCCUCCCACGUUCUUGAUCCUGGGAGUGGUGGAGAGCUGGGGUGGGGCUGUCACAGCACACAGUGUCAGGCCAGCCCCCACUCCAGGCACUCUUCCCCAAAUUUUAUCCCUCCCCAGGGCCACACUUCAGCCCACCCAAUCAGACACCUGUGUGGAUUUUGCAGACUGCAGAGAAACGUUCCCUUGGCUCCUGUUGAGACUGGGGAGGGAUCAACCAGGGCAAAGGACACAUUGAUGGAAACAUAAACGCUCUAUUAAUAUUAAAGUAGGAAGAAAAAAUAUCCAAGCAACUCACCAAUCCUCUCCAUAUCAAGCUAAACUACUUCUGAAGGCAGUUUUGGCAAGAGGCCACAGCACAGAUGAGAUUGAUGGCUUCCAGGUAUAAAUAUUUACUGUUUGACCUUGUUAUUGUUCCAUCAGCCAAAGGUUUUUACAUAUUUUUAUAAAUACACAUGCCUGUGUGUGUAAAUUUAUGCUCACAAACUCUUUACAUCUAAACAUCAAACCCCUUUGUCUUUGAAAGAUAGAAUGGCCACUUUUAAUUAGUUCACUUCCCUCUCAUUCUCUUUGCUGAAUCUCCUAGAGUGAGUUGAACCCUCUCCAUUCUUUGGGAGUCACAGGGAAUAAAGGGAGCAAGGGAGAAGAGCCUCUCCCCACUCUGGGGGCUCGGUGCAGCCUUGUUGCAGGGAGAAAGGUCCUUGCUGGCACUGCUGCCCAAUAUCUUUCAGGAGAACUUCAUCCCCAGUGUCACAGCUGCUCCAACACAGCCCUUGUCCUGCUCUGGACACGGGGAUGUUCCUGAGGCAGCUUUUAAUCAGAGUGCUGCCAGCAAUUGGUCCUCACCCCAUUGCACAGCCAGGGAAUGUGCAGUGUGAGGCCUCCACCCUCACCCUGCUUCAGGAGGGAGCACAGAACCUGCUGGGAUCCACCUUGGCCUCUCCUGCCUAGCUCGGGGGAGUGCUGGCCCUUGGCCCCUGCUGGCUGCUGCUCCAGGUGGGAUGCAGGAUUCCUGACGGCGUGGUCACUGUGGGAGCUGAGGUGCCACCAGGGGUGGUCACUGUGGGAGCUGAGGUGUCACCACGUGUGGUCACUGUGGGAGCUGAGGUGUCACCACGUGUGGUCACUGUGGGAGUUGAGGUGCCACCAGGUGUGGUCACUGUGGGAGUUGAGGUGCCACCAGGUGUGGUCACUGUGGGAGUUGAGGUGUCACCAGGUGUGGUCACUGUGGGAGGUGUCACCAGCUGUGGUCACUGUGGGAGGUGGCAGCAGGGCUGUGCUGCUGUCCCUGUCCCAGCACAAGCAGCAGCACACACGGGUGUUGGGGGGCCUGUGAGCAGUGGGGCCCUGCUGGGCAGCCCCUGGCAGAGGCACCCAGCAUCAGCUCCCACCCUGCCCCUGCCCUGACUCAGGAGCAGCUUUCAGGCUGGUGGCCCCUCUGUCCCCUCCUGUGCUGCUGGAGAGAGGCUGUGGCAGUCAGCAGUGGUGUCCCAGCCAGGAAAAUGAACCCUGUCACCAGUUCUUGUCCUGGGCCUGUGCCUGCCUCCCACCACAGGGAUCUGAGCUGCUUUACACAGUCUUGGCUUUGGGUUGGUCCCAGCACUGGGCCUCUCACCUUCACCAUGAGUGGGGUCAUGCUUUUGCUCGUGAAGCUCUAGGACAAAACAUGUUCUGGCUAUUCUGUCAUGUUCCUCCCUGCCCUGUUCCUCCCUGUCCUUUUCCUCCCUGCCCUGUUCCUCACUCUCCUUUUCCUCCCUGUCCUUUUUCUCCCUCUCCUGUUCCUCCCUGCCCUUUCAGAUCUCUCCUGUACCAAACUUUCCCGGUCCCCUCUGCCGGGAGAGGGAAGCCUGGUUCCAUGCUUGCUGCUCGAGGCAGGUUUCGUGUUUGCUCCCACAGUCUUUGAAGGCUCUUGGCUUCUCUUCAGUGCUGCUUGAAGGCCCUGGCAGCUUGGUGAGACCAUUGGCUGUGAGCUGCACUCUGUCUCCCCUGAAAAGUCUGUCGGUGCCUCCUGCCUUUCUGCAAGGCACCCAGCAAAUGUACCAGCAGUCACACGCUGAGUGAUUUGAUUUUUGCAACCACAGAAAGUAGGAGCAGAGCUGGGAACCCUGAGUCACUGCCAGGCUGCCUUUGCCAGGCUGCAUUUAGAGUGGAAGGGUUCCUCUCUGCUGCCACCAGGGAGCUUCUCAGCCCCCCCAGUGCAGCCAGGUGGCCUCGAGCAUCCCUUCAACCAAGGUUGUCACUGUCCCAUGACAGUGACACUGACUAGGGGAUAGCUGCAGGCAAAUGUCCUACCUGCAGCUGAGGGCACCAGCUGCUCCUUUGGGGACAGAGUGGCACUAGCACCGUGCCAGGGCAGCCCAUCCUGGAAAAGAGCACACCUGGAAAAGAGAACACCACCACUGGCACUGCCCCGGGUCCUGUUUGCGCCCCAGCACAUCCUCAGCUUUGUUUUCCAUCUUGUGACACUCUCUUUACACCACUAGGAGAAAGGAUCUAGCUGGCAGCAGUUUAAUGCAUGACAAUCCUGUUAUUACAGCUGUAAAUAAGUAACAACUAGGAAAAAAAAAAAAAAAAAAAAAAGCAUUUUUAAAAUUUUUUGUUGACUUUAUUUUCACUAUUGACUAGCUGGUAGCCACUUUCUUAAGGGAUUUCUCAUGGAAACUGUGACCUUUAUUCUCUGUAUUUCUCCCUCUCUCUCUCUCUCUCUUUCUUUCUGAGAUUUUUUUCUGUGUUUCAAAUGCUUUUUGGUGCAAUGUUCAAUGCCUGUUUGUAUUUUUGAAUUGUAUUUUUCAACCUUUGCUGGAAAAAAAGGAAAAAAAGGCCCAUUCUAAUUGGCAGGAUUUUUAGUCCUGCCAUUUUUUUCAGCUUUUAGCUUUUUCAGUAAGUUAAAGCAACAGAAAAAUGCCUCAAAAAAUUGCAGUGAAGUUCUGAGGAGAGAUUAGAAACCAUCAGAAAAAAGAAGUACAUGAGUAAGAUCAGCAAGCUGAGUGGAGGAGGAGGGAGGACUCUUGUGACACCUACUAACCUCCUGAUGUAGCACACACGGUGGGACUAGACCUCUUCACUGAAUUAAAUCACUCUGCUUUUCCACUCUACCCACUCUCUCGAACUCCAAUCAAAACAAAUAAAAAUUCAUAUUUUAAAAAA
This is a messenger RNA of Prinia subflava (tawny-flanked prinia), 9751 nucleotides long. Its product is annotated as gamma-aminobutyric acid receptor subunit alpha-3-like. The transcript is spliced from 11 exons. Gene Ontology annotation, molecular function: benzodiazepine receptor activity; inhibitory extracellular ligand-gated monoatomic ion channel activity; GABA-A receptor activity. Lineage: Eukaryota; Metazoa; Chordata; Aves; Passeriformes; Cisticolidae. Bases 455 to 1876 code for a protein of 473 amino acids. Gene Ontology annotation, cellular component: postsynapse; synapse; GABA-A receptor complex. The record is from RefSeq and is a predicted model, not a curated record. Gene Ontology annotation, biological process: regulation of postsynaptic membrane potential; signal transduction; nervous system process.